Bipolaris zeicola 26-R-13 is the source of this 1431-nucleotide messenger RNA. RefSeq lists its product as uncharacterized. The transcript has 4 exons. NCBI's taxonomy places the organism in Eukaryota, Fungi, Ascomycota, Dothideomycetes, Pleosporales, Pleosporaceae. The record is from RefSeq and is a predicted model, not a curated record. The coding region runs from base 1 to 1431 and encodes 476 amino acids. Gene Ontology annotation, biological process: arachidonate metabolic process. Gene Ontology annotation, cellular component: membrane.
AUGCUAGGACGGCUUGAAAUGACAGUUGAUCAGUGUAUUGAAGCAUAUAUUCGCCUAAUGGACGUUGUCUUCGAUCCAAAAUACAAGAAAACACUGCCUUUUAAAGUACGCAACGGCAAAGUUCAGCCGCGAUACAAGACCGAAGAGUUGGAGCAGGCCAUCAAGCAGGUCAUCACGAAUGCUGGAGGAACAUCAGAUGAUCGCUUUAGAGGAGCAAAGAGAUCAGCCUGCAAGACCGUCGUGAUUGCUCUUACAGCAGAAAGUGCAGUACCUAUACGCUUCACUGACUAUAAAAAGGACGGCGAACAUUCCAACUUCUAUGACGAGGUCCGAAUAUGGGAAGUCGCCCGGGCAACUUCUGCAGCAACAUCUUUCUUCGCGCCGAUGAAGAUCAAUCACGCUGGCGAACCGCGUUGCUUCGUUGACGCAGGUCUCGGCCACAACAACCCCAUCGAAGAAAUCUAUCUCGAGGCAAAAGAACAACUCGGCAACCCUGAAAUCCCAUUCGACGACCAAAUCCGUAUCCUUGUUUCAAUCGGCACAGGAAAACCACCACACCAAACCUUUGGCAAGAGCAUCAGCGAAGUAGCAAAAAGCAUUAUACAAAUCGCCUCGGAAACCCAAAAAACAGCAAACAAAUUCUACGAAAUGCACCAGGAACUCGCAGAUCGAGACGGCUACUUCCGCCUCAACCCCCCAGAUCUCUCCGAAGUCCUCCUCGACGAAGCAAGCAAGAAAAACAUCAUCGCCUCGCGCUCCGAAGCCUACGGCAACGAUCCUGAAACAAAGAAAAUGGUGAGACGCUGGGUGGCCGCCGCAGGAAAUGAGCAGAAUAUUGCCCCAACGCCUACCGUACCACCACAACGUUUGAGGUCUCAAGAGACAAAACGGUUCUACUCGCUGUACAAGGGACCAAAGUAUAUGAAUCCGGAGGCGCAGUCGUACUGGCAGUAUCUCACACUCGAUUCGUACUGCGUGUAUGAACUCAUAUAUCAAGAUUUGGAAUCAUUCCUCAACCAAUUCGGCCCCAAUCCCUCUCCCUCCCCCAGCCACAUCGCAGAAACCUGGUCGCGCCUCCUCCGCGACAAGCGCAACGUACGCGAGUCAACGCACCGCAAGCCGUUCGUCAUGGCCGUACUCUACAUGUUACACAUCGAGACGAUUCUCGAGCUAUCGAAGAAAGAAGUCGAUGCGGAUCAGCGCGAAAAGCUAAAGCGGUUCGACAAAUGGGUGGCAUGUCAGUGCCGACAACUCUGUUGUCGCCAGUGGAAUUUCGUAAACGAGAUUGGGUUAUCAAAGGGUGGAGAUGAUCGGGUUAAAUGCGACUUUCCGGGCUUGAUUAAGAAGAGGGAGCAUUGGACUGUAGCGUUUAAGACGGAUCAGACCAAGAGGUUGAAGGCGACGAGGGAUAUGUGGUUGGCAAAGUUGUGA